Messenger RNA from Plutella xylostella (diamondback moth), 600 nucleotides. RefSeq lists its product as hypothetical. Lineage: Eukaryota; Metazoa; Arthropoda; Insecta; Lepidoptera; Plutellidae. The record is from RefSeq and is a predicted model, not a curated record.
GACACAUUUAGUCGUUGGCAAGCGUAUAUAAGCUCUGUCUUAGAGGCCCUUAGUACAUUCAGUCCUUAUCACCUUUAGUCUUCUUAUCAAGAAAACCCCCACCCCUUUCUUCAAAAUGUACAAGCUGGUCGCAUUCGCCGCUCUCCUGGCCGUGGCCGCCGCCGCCCCCGGCAUCUACGGGGCUCACGGGCUCUACGGCGCCCCCGUGCUGGCCGGGCCAGUUGCCGCCCCCUGGGGCCACGGGCUGGUCGGGGCCGGAGUGUACGGGGCGCCCAUCGUGAAGGCCGCUGUGCCUGUCGCCACUUCUUAUGCUAACACUGUCAGAGUCGCAUCCCCCGUGGUAGCCGCCGCGCCUUACGGGCAUGGUGUUGUGGCCGCCCCCUAUGGACAUGGCCUCGUGGCUUCCCCCUACGCCCAUGGCUGGUAAUGCUCCCCCAGUCCAGGCCAAGCUUGGUCCAGCUCAAACCAUCAGCGCAACAGUCAACAACUAUUUAUUAUUAGCAUUUAAGUGACUUGACACACCAUUGGAGGCACAGCUUAGCUGGAUACUUCAAUGGACUGUGUUGAGUUUUCUUAAUGAAUAAAUGUUGUGAAUUAUUA